Messenger RNA from Xiphias gladius (swordfish), 1190 nucleotides. RefSeq names its product MIS18 kinetochore protein A (gene mis18a). The record is from RefSeq and is a predicted model, not a curated record. Gene Ontology annotation, cellular component: chromosome, centromeric region; chromatin; nucleus. NCBI's taxonomy places the organism in Eukaryota, Metazoa, Chordata, Actinopteri, Istiophoriformes, Xiphiidae. The transcript is spliced from 6 exons. Gene Ontology annotation, biological process: CENP-A containing chromatin assembly; chromosome segregation. The coding region runs from base 89 to 697 and encodes 202 amino acids.
GACGGAAGUACACGGAAGUGAAUAUCUCACUGUCAAACACCCGCCGAAGUUUGAAACGGCUUGUUUUGGGGGAAGCCUCGUAAAAAAAAUGGCGGCGAGAGAAAAGGCGUCAAAACACCGACAGAAGAGUGUCAAUACCACGUUUGAAGGGUCCAGCAUAGACUCCACCACCGUCGAAGAAAAGCUGUUUGGCCAUGCGGAGGAGGACGAGGACAGUGACGACGGACCGGUGGUCUUCAUCUGCGGGAAGUGCAAGUUACCCGUUGGGGAUUCGCUGUCCUGGGAUGGAAGUGAAGACGGCCAAAACCAAAUUAGACUGAAGCGGGUCACCGACAACGUCCUGGUUGGAGAGGACACUCGACUGUAUGAAGCAAGCAAAAAAUCUCUCUGCCUGAUCAUGGAUCUCUUCUGUCGAGGCUGCCACUCCGUGCUUGGCAUGGUUUAUGCAUCCACGCCUAAGAACCUGGACCACAAGAGAUUUGCAUUCUGUUUCAAUGUAGCGGACAUUGACAGCUAUAUGCUUGGCUCUGCGAGCCAGAUGUUGGCAGCAGAGGGCCCCAAAGAGCAGCCGGUGACGCUGGAGUACAGAGGCAUUGUUGAACAACAGCUGACAGAGAUGAAAAUGCUGGUCAUGUCCAUGGCACAGAGGCUGGAGGAGAUCGAAGCUGGCCCUCAGGAGGGUUGUGAUGAGGUGUGACAGUGAUGGACGUCAGCUUGUCUGGCGCGAGAAUGCGUGCAGGGUUUCAUCAGGCAACCUGCGCACUCAGCACAAUUCCGGAUCGAUCGGGCCAUUUGAGGCCACACACACUGUUUCUUUGUUCUCUUCCUCUAGCACGGAGCCCUGAAGACAGACAGGAUUGCUAGAUGUACUGCCAAAACUCAACAACACUGAAUUUGCAUUGAAACAAGGUUUUAAACAUUAAAGAAAGACACACCCUCUUUCAUAUUUACUGCAUCGCAGUUAGGAACAUUAUUAGAUCAUUCUUCACUUAGGAAUUAUUUAAAGACUUUUUCCUUUUUUUCAAAUAUUGCCAGAAUUUAAAAGGAUAGCAGUCAGCAUCCCUUCAUUUGUUGUUGUUACAUUGACCCCUUGAUGGUUUGUUCAUUUUUCUUUUGUUGGUUCACGAUUGUACGAGCUUGUUUUGUCUGACAUAUUUUUGUGUAAUAAAGUAUUUAGCUGUUUCCAAAAA